AUGGACCUGCAUAAGACCAUUUUUAGAAUAGGUAAAUGGAGAAUAAUAAAUAAAAUAGGUGAAGGAGGUUUCGGACAAGUAUAUCGCGUACAAAAUAUCCAUAAACCGUAUAAAUUUGGUGCAUUAAAAAUUGAACCGAAUAAUCAACUUGGUGAAUCGACUAUUAAAUUAGAAAUCGCAAUAAUAAAAAGGUUAAAUCAAAAUGUCGAAAAUCACCACCAUGUGAUUCAAUUAUUUCAUGCCGCAAAACGUCGUAAAUUUUCCUAUAUGGUCGUUACACUUUUAGGUGAAAAUUUGCGAAAUUUAAAGCGAAAAUGUCCAAAUCAGUUGAUGACAGCAAAAACAUGGAGUCGAAUCGGAAUUCAGUGCUUGUAUAGUUUAAAAUUAUUGCAUGAUAUUGGAAUCGUUCAUCGAGACAUAAAACCAGCGAAUUUCGUUCUUGGAAGCGAAAACGAUCCACAACGAGCCAGAUUUAUUCAUAUUCUCGAUUUUGGCCUAUCGAGGAAUUUCGCGUUCGAAGAAAAGAAGGAUUCAUGGAUAGCGAGGAAAGCACGACCAACAGCCCAUUUUCGAGGCACAUUACGAUAUUGCUCAGUGUCUGCUCAUGAUAAAAACGAACAACUUAUGGAAAAUAAUAAAUUUUCCAUAAAUAAUCGCGAAAUUCGAUUUGAAAAGGGACGUAAGGACGAUAUUUGGUCAUUAAUUUACAUACUAAUCGAAAUGCAUUGUGGACUUCCAUGGCAAAAAGAAAAAAAUAAAAAAAAGUUGCAAAUUAAGAAAAUGACAAUCACUGAUAAGGAAUUAUUUCGGAAUUUCCCAGCAGAAUUCAACGUCGUAUUACCACAUCUAAGAGAAUUAAAUUAUUACAGCCGACCAGAUUAUUUUCUUAUUUACAAAUGCUUUCACGACGUAAUAAAACGGCUAAAUAUUAAAUAUAAUGAAAAAUUUGACUGGGAAACUGAUGAACAAUUUAAUAAAAUGAGUGCCAAAAUGAAACAACCCGACUAUGACGCAGUUGAAGCAUUCUUCAAAAAAGAUCCACUAAAAAUUAAUGGACCACCAACGUCAAUCGGCCAAAAAAAAUUCUUUUUCAAACAAAACUGA
Messenger RNA from Dracunculus medinensis (Guinea worm), 1104 nucleotides. Lineage: Eukaryota; Metazoa; Nematoda; Chromadorea; Rhabditida; Dracunculidae. The record is from the annotation of a GenBank genome assembly.